AAGAAGACGCAAAUCAAGAAAAAGGACUUUUUGAGGACAAAGUGAGUAAUUAAUUGUAUUUCUUUAGCUUAUAGCAGCUAGAAGUCUGUCUGCAGUUCUUCUUUGUUGCUUACAUUAAGUUAAAGCAGGAAAACAAACAUGACGUCGACACAAGAAGAACAAGCGAACAUCGGUAAAGUUCUGAGCUUCCUUCGAGAGUGGGACCGCGGCGACAGGACGGUCCGGAGCCGCAUGUUGAACACCUUUCUGAGCCGAAACACCGGGAAGACGUUUUACGAGCUGGAGCUGGAGUUUGCUCAGGUGGCCAGUCUGUUCCUGGCUCGACUCAGCACCUGGAUGAGACUCACAUACAUGUUUGGGACAUUUUUGGGACUCCAGCUGAAAGCAAUUGGGAUUUUCUUAUCUGCUUCUAGCUACGAUCAAUACCUGAUGGAGUUCACGCAGGACGGAGGCGUUCUGACUCUUUUAGACAUUGUGAGCCACUCUCAGAGCAAAGAGGAAGACAAGGCUGAAGCCCUUCGUCUUCUGAUCACCGUCUCCAGCGCCGGUCGCAGAUACAAGGAGAUUAUCUGUGAGAGCCACGGUGUCAAAGUCACAGCAGAGUGUUUCGCCACAUCGAACACAGAUGAAUGCCAGGAGACAGCGUUGGCCCUCUUGGACUCCUUGUCUCAUGGAAACCCCAAAUAUCAAGACCAAAUCUACAAGAGUCUGAUCGCCCUCUUGGCUUGUGGCUCACCGAAGGCCCAGCAGCUGGUCCUGCACACCUUACACACUCUGCAGUUGAAACUGAAAUCUGCUCAUCACAGCAUUGUCGAGCCUCUGCUUACUAUGCUCAGAUCUCUGCAUCUGGAAGUCCAGGAUGAAGCUAUUAAUCUCAUCUUGGACCUCAAGCGUUACGAUGUGAAGGCUGUGCUGCUCCCAGAACUUGUGGCUCUGCUGAGGCCUAUUAAAGAAGAAGUAGAGAACCAGAUUACAGAAGAGGCUGAGAUGAUAAAGAUGUCCGGAUCUCUGUCUGUGUUUGUGCAACAAGCUGCUGCAGCUAAAACGAUACGGUUGCUGUCAGAAGAAGAUCGAGAGCUUUCUCGUGAGCUUCUCUCUCUUGGAGUGAUCCAACAUCUUCUGCAUGCGAUGGGCAACAGAGAACACGCUGAUGCCCAGAUACAAGCCAGCCGAGCCCUGAAGCACUUUGUCCGCUCCUUCCCAGUCAUUGAGGAACAUGUGCAGAGAGUCCUGGGCAGCUCGCUGUUUGCAGCUUUCAUGGACAAAGCUGACACUUUGUACAUGAAUAUGGAUGAAGCACAAGCAGAAGUCCUGCUAUCAAACCAGGUCAACAUAUCACACGUGAUGGAUGAUACUGACUCUUGACCAGAAGAGCAAAAUCAUGUCACUGAUGCAGAAGAAUAACUUUUUUUUUUCUUUUA
Stegastes partitus (bicolor damselfish) is the source of this 1421-nucleotide messenger RNA. RefSeq names its product armadillo like helical domain containing 1 (gene armh1). The coding region runs from base 139 to 1365 and encodes 408 amino acids. The transcript is spliced from 11 exons. Lineage: Eukaryota; Metazoa; Chordata; Actinopteri; Pomacentridae. The record is from RefSeq and is a predicted model, not a curated record.